Messenger RNA from Branchiostoma belcheri (Belcher's lancelet), 2396 nucleotides. RefSeq lists its product as uncharacterized. The coding region runs from base 159 to 1196 and encodes 345 amino acids. Gene Ontology annotation, cellular component: membrane. The record is from RefSeq and is a predicted model, not a curated record. NCBI's taxonomy places the organism in Eukaryota, Metazoa, Chordata, Leptocardii, Amphioxiformes, Branchiostomatidae. The transcript is spliced from 2 exons.
UCAUAUAGAGGUUGCAGAUAUCGUGGCGAACUUGUUGCUUCCUAAACGGUAUUAUUUAGUAACACUGGCAAUACGUGUGACGCCAAUCUUUAUAAAUAGCGCGCUAUCUGGCAACACAGCGAGGAUCAGAAGAAAAUACAAGCACAAAUGCAAGAGAAAUGUCAUCUGCUGCUAACACUGACGAAGGCGAACACGUUAAAAAGGCAAAUAAAGAGGUGUCGCCUUCGUUCCAAGCAGCAAAAGGCAUUUUGCUAACCGUCAUGUCAGCCAUCGCUUCUUCUUUUGGUGGGGAGUUCACAGCAUUAAUAGACAAGGAAGGCCUUCCGAAUUUCCAAACGCUUUUCUUACGGCGAGCGAUUGAGCUUCUCACACUUAUUCCUAUCUUAGCAAUCUGUCGGCCGAGAUUAACGGGUGAAAAUAGACGCCAGAAUAUCAUGUUGUUUCUAUUUGCGAUUUUUACAAACUGUGUUAAUUUUUUCAACUUUUUCUCCUUUAUCUACGCAGUUCCUGGAAUCGCGUUUGGUUUCAUUCAAGGUUUGAAGCCUUUCUUUGUAGCCGGCAUCGGUUUUGUGUUCUUGAAGGAAUCUCUGUUUCUAGGGGACAUUUUUGGGCUUCUCACUAGCGUAACAGGGGUUGCUCUAGUGGCGGUGGGGAACACACAGGUAGAUGGAAUGUCCACCAAACUACUCGUCUUGUCAAUCGUAAUUCCGAUAACUGCGUCGUUUGCCUUAGCACCUGAUGUGGUCUUUAUGCGGUACCUGACAGGUACAUUAGAGGUGGCGAUAGUCACAAUUUUGCUGUAUAUGAAUUUGGUAGGUUCAGUGAUAUUACUAGGAAUAACAUAUGCAUUAGAGACACCAGUGUGGACAAUGUCAUUGCGUACAGCGUUAUACGUGGUAGGACUGGGGUUGAGCAGGAGUCUGAGCAACAUAUGCUUCCUUGCAGGCCUGAAAAAUAUAAAGGCGUACAUCACAACUACAGUACAUAUGUUUGCAAUCCCAUUCACUCUGAUCCUAGAUUCCUUCUUUCUGAGGAAUGUACCAAAUUCCUUUCAUUUGGCAGGCGUUGUCUUGGUGAUGAUGGGUAUAACGUUUGUUAGCGCGUACACAUGGUGGAGGGAACGUCAGAAGGAACUGAGAGAUGAAUUUCUUAAAUCACUCCAGUUUAAUCCUGAUGAAAGACCUGACGGACAUUAGGUAUGUAGAAAAAGAAAUAAUUGAGUUCCAAGGUUUGCUCUUUUUCAAAGCCACUCUUUUGGCUUUGCUUUAAUAUGCCUUUCAAAUGCAUAUUGAAACAAAACCAAAAGGGUGGCUUUUUGUUUACGAAAACUUACGAAACCAAUUAUCUCAACGAUCUUAACCUCUCUGAACUUACAGAUUAGGAUUACUUUUGAAAAGUACAUGCAAUCUGUUCUGUGGUCUUGAAUUGCAUUGUACGUAUACAUUUCUUUUGUAUUUGAAAGAGCUGAGAUAUUAUUGAGAAAAAAAUGUAAAUAAUUGAUACUUGCAAAAACAUGGUACAAGCCUUUCUUUAUGUUAACAAAAAUUUUAUGCCAACCAGAAAAGCUCCAACUUGACAUGUCAGACAUUUUUAUUUGUAUCACAUUGUUUAAAGAACCCAGUGUGCAAAUUAUUUUUGUUGAAUUGAUAAAUAAAACUGUAUCAUGAAAAUGGUGUUUCUAUUGUGACCAAUGUCGUUUCUUAUACGGUUGAAUGGUACGUUGGUUGAAAUAAUAAAUAAGUCGAUAACAACAAUAAGCAAAAUCAACGAUACAAAGUGCGCUGCAAUACGUUUAAAAGUCGUUAGAAUGCUAAAAUUCGAACUUAACCUUCAUUUUUUUCCACCCGAAAAAAAUUGAAUAUUUGUACGUUAGACGUAAUAGGGCUGUGCUCAACAGGUAUCUUGGUAUGACACGCCCAGAAAAGAAUUGCAGAAAAAAAUGAAUAUUCCGAAGGCAAACACAUAGAGUUACGGUCCCUCCCCCAAACCAUAUCUCACACGAUCGUUAAACCAGCAUGGUUUCUGGUACAAACUUUGUACACUGGUUUAUUUUAAAAACUGCAAAAAGCCUGCAAAGAUAUCUUGUAUCUUGCAACCACCCAAAUGAAUUCUGUGUAUGCAGAACAAAUGUUAAUCUCCUGAUUACCAGUAUUUCUAAUUGCUAGUUGACAUAAUUGCUGCCUCAAGCAUUAGGCAGUCUAGGAAAUGUACAAGGCAGAUGUUAGAAAAGAAUUGACUUCAAAUCAAAGGAGAACCGUAAAAAUCACAUUUCCGUUGGUAAAAGGGUGUGCUCACGUAUACCGGCCACUACUGUACCGUUCUUAAGAUGUUUAUCAGCAGUUAGACUCAAUCUAUAACUGAUAAUCGGGCAUUGCAUGCCCACAGAACAAGACAAC